AUGCAUGAUUCGGUGCAUGAUCUAGCUAUGUACGUUGCAAGUGUGGACUUUAGGGGAACUUCUUAUGUUCACCAUUUGUCUUUGACUGAAAACACAGGGCUUGAUGAAAUUCCAUUUUCACAAUUAGUCUUUACGAAGAGCAUAUUAUUUCCUAUUGUUGGAGUUGGAUCAAACAGUACAGCUUUCUUGAAUAGAUGCAUGUCAAACUUGAGACACUUCCUAAAGGCUAAAAAAAACUUGAUCAGUCUCCAACAUUUGGAAACAACAACAAAGCAGCGCGUUUUGCCAGAGGAUAAGAUUGCAAACUUGAGUUCUCUUCAGACUCUCAGAAUCUAG
Messenger RNA from Vicia faba (fava bean), 336 nucleotides. The record is from the annotation of a GenBank genome assembly. NCBI's taxonomy places the organism in Eukaryota, Viridiplantae, Streptophyta, Magnoliopsida, Fabales, Fabaceae.